Rangifer tarandus platyrhynchus (Svalbard reindeer) is the source of this 1995-nucleotide messenger RNA. Lineage: Eukaryota; Metazoa; Chordata; Mammalia; Artiodactyla; Cervidae. The record is from the annotation of a GenBank genome assembly.
AUGGAGGGCUUCAUGGACUCAGGGACACAGACUGAUGCCGUGGUGGUGCUGUCUUUGGCUCAGGCCGCCGUGCUGGGCCUGGUCUCGGAAAAUGAGCUCUUUGGAGCCACCAUAAGCGCCGAAGCCUUCUACCCGGACCUGGGGCCGGAGCUGUCCGGGGCGGCCAUAGGGGAGCCCCGGCCCCCCGGCCCCGACGUCUACCAGCUGGCCUGCAACGGGAGGGCCCUGGAGGAGCCGGCCGAGGAGGAGGUGCUGGAGGUGGAGGCAGCCUUCGAGAAGCACACCCGGCGGAAGACGCGGCCGCCCGUGCGCCUGGUGCCCAAGGUCAAGUUUGAGAAGGUGGAGGAGGAGGAGGAAGUCUACGAGGUGUCGGUGCCCGGCGGCGAUGACAAGGAUGCCGGCCCAGCAGAGACCCCUGCCGAGGCGGCCGGCGGCGGCUGCGAGGCCCUGGUGCAAAGCAGCGCAGUCAAGAUGAUCGACCUCAGCGUCUUCAGCCGCAAGCCCCGGACGCUGCGGCACCUGCCCCGCGCCCCGCGGCCGGAGCUGGACGUAGCCCCUUUUGACCCCCACUUCCCCGACCCGGCCCGGGACGCCUUCCCCGAGCCCAGCAUGGCGCUGCCCAGGCCGGAGGCCCUGCCCGUGGAGUGCGGCUUCGAGCCGCCGCACCUGCCCGCGCUGAGCGACCCCGAGCCCCCCACCAUGGAGUCGCCGGAGCCCGUGAAGCCGGAGCAGGGCUUUGUGUGGCAGGAGGCGGGCGAGUUCGAAGCGGACACGGCCGGCUCGACGGCGGAGCGCCACAAGAAGGCCCAGCUGGACCGGCUGGACAUCAACGUGCAGAUCGACGACUCGUACCUGGUGGAGGCCGGCGACCGGCAGAAGCGCUGGCAGUGCCGCAUGUGCGAGAAGUCGUACACGUCCAAGUACAACCUGGUGACGCACAUCCUGGGCCACAACGGCAUCAAGCCGCACUCGUGCCCGCACUGCAGCAAGCUCUUCAAGCAGCCCAGCCACCUGCAGACGCACCUGCUGACGCACCAGGGCACCCGGCCACACAAGUGCCAGGUGUGCCAGAAGGCCUUCACGCAGACCAGCCACCUCAAGCGCCACAUGCUGCUGCACUCGGAGGUCAAGCCCUACAGCUGCCACUUCUGCGGCCGCGGCUUCGCCUACCCCAGCGAGCUCAAGGCCCACGAGGUGAAGCAUGAGAGCGGCCGCUGCCACGUGUGCGUCGAGUGCGGCCUGGACUUCUCGACGCUGACGCAGCUCAAGCGCCACCUGGCCUCCCACCAGGGCCCCACCCUCUACCAGUGCCUGGAGUGCGACAAGUCCUUCCACUACCGCAGCCAGCUGCAGAAUCACAUGCUCAAGCACCAGAACGUGCGGCCCUUCGUGUGCACCGAGUGCGGCAUGGAGUUCAGCCAGAUCCACCACCUCAAGCAGCACUCGCUCACCCACAAGGGCGUGAAGGAGUUCAAGUGCGAGGUGUGCGGCCGGGAGUUCACCCUGCAGGCGAACAUGAAGCGGCACAUGCUGAUCCACACCAGCGUCCGGCCCUACCAGUGUCACAUCUGUUUCAAGACCUUCGUGCAGAAGCAGACCCUCAAGACCCACAUGAUUGUCCACUCGCCCGUGAAGCCGUUCAAAUGCAAGGUUUGCGGGAAGUCCUUCAACCGCAUGUACAACCUGCUGGGCCACAUGCACCUUCACGCGGGUAGCAAACCCUUCAAGUGCCCAUACUGCUCCAGCAAGUUCAACCUCAAGGGCAACCUGAGCCGGCACAUGAAGGUGAAGCACGGCGUCAUGGACAUCGGCCUGGACAGCCAAGACCCCAUGAUGGAGCUGACGGGCACGGACCCCUCUGAGCUCGACAGCCAGCAGGAAAUGGAGGACUUCGAGGAGAAUGCCUACGCCUACACGGGUGUGGAUGGCAGUGCUGAGGCCAGCGUCCUCACCGAACAGGCCAUGAAAGAGAUGGCCUACUACAACGUACUAUAG